GCCCCGGGGGCGGCUGGCGGUCUCUCUCCGCGCUGAGGCGCGGGCGGAGCCGGCGCGCCCCGCCAUGGAGGACGAGCUGUACCUGGAGAACAUCGACGAGCUCGUCACGGACCAGAACAGAGUCGUAACAUACAAAUGGCUGAGUUAUACCUUAGGUGUCCAUGUCAACCAAGCUAAGCAGAUGUUGUAUGACUAUGUGGAAAGAAAGCGGAAGGAGAAUUCAGGAGCCCAGCUGCAUGUCACCUAUUUAGUCGCAGGAAACCUCAUUCAGAAUGGACACACCUGCCACAAGGUUGCCGUGGUGAAAGAAGAUAAACUAGAAGCCAUGAAGUCGAAGCUGUCCACCCUUGCGAGUGUCCAUGUGUACAGCAUCCAGAAGGCCAUGCUGAAGGACAGCAGCCCGCUCUACAACACGGACUACGAUAUCACCAAAGCGAACCUGCAGAACUGCAGCAAGUUUAGCGCAAUCCACUGCGCUGCUGCGGUUGCAAGGACGGCGGCGGAAGCCCCUCCGCUUGAAGCCGCCGGGCAGCUGGACCCCCGGCCACCACGGGGCACAAGCGCAGCCGCUGCUCCUGAGCUCAACGGCCACGCCCCAAGCACCUCCUCAAAGCAGCCCUCCCAGCAGGCCAAGGGCAUUAUGGGGAUGUUUGCGAAAUCCGCCGCCAGGUCCCAGGACUCGCACAAGGAAGCCCAACUGGAGGCGAAGGAGACCCCAAGUGCCUCCGCCACAAGCAGCAAGGCACCCGCUAAGGGGAUCGUUCUGAACAACUUCUUUGGGAAAGCUGCACUGAGCAAAGUCAGUCCUGAACCCGAAGAGCAGAAGGAAGGGAAGGGAGUUGCCAAGCCCCCAGUGUCUUCCCUGGACUCCAAAUCACCUCCCGGCGCCCUGGGACUCGCAAAACCCAGCAAGAAAGCCGAACCUGCAAAAGGGCAGCAGCAGGACAAAAAAAGAGCAAAGAAGAUGGAGGUAUCGGAUGAUGAAGAGGAGGAGGCUGAAAACCUGAAGAAGAAGAGGCGCCGUAUCAAACAGCCUGAGUCUGACAGCAGCGAUGAUGAAGAUGUCCCACCAUCUCCUGGAGUUCCUGAAGGGAAAGACUCUUCUCCUGAACCAGCCCCAAAACCACAGUCAGACCCGGGUCCCGUGGAGGUUUCGUCAGGAGAGAAGAAGAGGAAGAGGAGGCGAGUGAUGAAGUCUAAAAUGUCUCUUGAUGACGAAGGAUAUAUGGUGACUAAAAAGGUAUAUGAAAGCGAGUCCUGCACAGACAGUGAAAGCGAGUUCCAGUCCAAGCCCCACGCCGCUCAUAAAAACCCUGCCGGAGCGGCAAAAAGGGAACCCAAAGACGAGAAGAAAAGCACGAAGAAAGGAGGUGCGGCAGCCAGCAGAGCCAACAAGCAGGCCUCCAUCACGGGCUUUUUGCAGAGGAAAUGACCCUUCUCCACCCGCAGGCCUGCGGAAGCAACUUGGGAGCGAGCUGCCGGGCACGGUGCCCACUGCAAGUGCGCGCCCUGAACCGGGAACUGGGCCGGGCUCCACCGGUGGCGCUUUUGCGCAGACCUGCACGGGGUGCGGCCUCGGGGAUCCGGCGCAGCACGACACACGGCUCUGCGGUGGCCUUGUGGGUACGAGGGAUGAUGGACUUGGAUAUGGAGUGCAUUUCGAAGGCUAAGAUUUUGAGGGGCUCUGUUUCAGAAAAGCCGUGCAAGUACAUGGACUUCUCCCACCGGUUUAAAUCUGUCGAAUGCAGCUAAAAUCCUGCCCACUCUCUCCCCAACCUUUCAUUUUCACAGGGGUGGACUUGGAGAAUUUGGCAGAGAUUUUAAAGCUGCUGUUGGGAAGGGGGCUGGCGGCCUUCAGGCAGAAAGGGGUGCAUACAGGAAUGGGGUGAACUGAAAGAGUUUCACAAGCUUCCCCACGAAGCACGCCUGAAAGGCGCAUCGGAGACUAGGCCACCCCAUCCAGAAAAGUGCCUCCCUUUCCCAAGAACAGAAAGGAUGGUCACAAACAGGGACGUCACUUCUGCAGUUGCCUUCUCUCUGGAAGGUGAAAUGUUGAGGCUGCGGACCCCAGUGCGUAGCAAAAUGUGCCCCCACCACCUGGCCGUGAGGCCGCAUGCGAGAAGCGCUGAGGGUGGGGACCCCGCCCUUCCAGAACUGGUUUCACAUCACUUUCCGUGUUCCUAAAACGCAAGCGGCUUGCAAGCUGCCGCCUGCUUUGUAGCCCUCGGGCUGGCUGGUGACCGCAGGGGGUCUCCACGUUCUUCCUGCAGCAAACUGUGUGGAAUCCGAGAACUCCACCAGGGUCAGGAGAAGGAUCGUGGCCUCGUGUGCUGGCCCGAGCUGCCCACGCUGGGAGGCACGUGUGAGCUGGGGGCCACGGACUCCUACCAAGAGCAGCUUUCCAGCGCUGGGCUGGACUGUCCCCUCAGUGCUUGCACGUGGCUUCUGCUCCACACCUUUCUGCCCCCGCCCACCUAGAAGAGCUGCUGGCCGUUGGCCAAGGCAUCCGCCCUGGAGCGUCACGCGGCUGCCCACACGAGGUCGCGUGCGUCCCACCCUCAGGGUGGGGGGGGAGGCCAGGCUGGUUUUCCUCUUGGAUCGGUCGCGGAGCAGGUUUUCCAUCUCACGAGGCGCCACUUGGCCUUGAAGCGCAUCAGUUGCCAGCGCUCCCGUUUGGUCGGGUGCCGUUCUGCAGAAACCACGUUGGGAAGGGUUCUGGCAUCUCCACCUGUGUGCGCCUCAGCGCGUCUUUGCCCACCCUGCUCUCCUGUCGGGUGUUCUCAGCUGGUUGUGGCGGAAGCGUCAGAGGCGCCCACACUCUGCCCCGCCAUCUGUGCCUGGUUCUGCUCCAGCUCUGGAGUCCACGUGUUUGGAGUUGUGCCUCAGUCGUAAACCAAGCCUCGCUUGGACGAGGUCUGCAGGUAGGCACCCCCCAAAAUGGAGUGCCUCCGAAGCCUUUGGCGCCUUCUUAGAGCCACUUCAGGUACCUGUCCGUGGUUACACAGUCAAGGAGGACCAGAGAGAAGGGUUCAGUGUUUAAAGCUCAUACUUGCAGAAAUGCAUUCUUGUUCUGAAAUGUUAAACUGGCAUUCUUGUUCUGAAAUGUUAAACUGACAUUCUUGUUCUGAAAUGUUGAACACGCGCGCUCCUGCAGAGCAGUCCAGACCAUCUGUGGAACGAUCGGCAUGCAAAUGCGGUUCCAGAGGCAACCCGCUGCCUGCAGUGCUGGGUGCUGACCAGCUUGAGCCUGCUCAGAACAAGGUCAUGUGCUUCGAUGUGCUUUCUCAUAAUAGCUGCGCUAAAUGCGCUCAGCCAGGAGCCUAGGAGUGGUGGCCAGGUUUUGUGGCAUAACCACAAAUAUUUAAUUUUUGAACCCAAGGUUUCCUUAGUCACAGGAAAUACAGUUCGGCAUAAUUUUUUGUACAGAAUUGAAGGCAGUGGCUCAAUACAACUUUAUGUCCUUGGAAUAGUAUUGGUCACCUUUUUUUAAUCAGAAGUAAAGCUCUUCAAGUGGAAAGGCUGGGAAACAUGAGUUUAGCUCCCAGCAAAGGUCUCUCUACACAUUUUCCAGGAAAGUACCACGUAACUUUUUCCCUCUCUUUGUAUGCUCAGAAAUUAUGUGGGGCGGGGGACGGGGAGGAAUGUUCAAUAAAGUUGUCUUCCGUUA
Varanus komodoensis (Komodo dragon) is the source of this 3667-nucleotide messenger RNA. It is a transcript of the gene POLD3, whose product is annotated as DNA polymerase delta 3, accessory subunit. Lineage: Eukaryota; Metazoa; Chordata; Lepidosauria; Squamata; Varanidae. Bases 65 to 1432 code for a protein of 455 amino acids. The transcript is spliced from 12 exons. The record is from RefSeq and is a predicted model, not a curated record. Gene Ontology annotation, molecular function: DNA-directed DNA polymerase activity. Gene Ontology annotation, cellular component: nucleus; delta DNA polymerase complex. Gene Ontology annotation, biological process: DNA strand elongation involved in DNA replication; DNA replication; DNA synthesis involved in UV-damage excision repair.